GGCGGGUCAGCAAAUCCUCACUUCUUCUCCAAGUCACUUCCCCUCGUUAUAAUUAUAUACUCCCCCCAAUUCAUCUAAAUUUCUGCUAUACUUUGCCGAUUCAGAGAGAUCGAUCAACGAUACAAAAAUGGAAUGUGUUUUUGGGAUGGUGGGGAAAGGGUUUGCUUUGGUGGUAGCAGAUACAUCGGCGGUUAACAGUAUUCUAGUUCACAAAUCUAACGAAGACAAGAUCAUGGUUCUUGAUUCUCACAAGCUCAUGGGCGCUAGCGGUGAAGCUGGUGAUCGAGCUCAAUUCACGGAAUAUGUACAGAAAAAUGUAUCUCUGUAUCAAUUCCGAAAUGGGAUUCCGCUGACUACCAAGGCUGCUGCAAAUUUCAUGCGCGGUGAGCUUGCCACAGCUUUGAGAAAGAAUCCUUAUAUGGUCAACAUCGUGCUAGCCGGCUACGACAAAGAAACAGGCCCAUCUAUAUAUUUCAUCGACUACAUCGCAACCCUGCACAAGGUCGACAAGGCAGCUUUUGGCUACGGCUCGUACUUCUCCCUGGCGAUGAUGGAUCGCCACUACCAUCCCGACAUGACGGUGGAGGAAGCCAUCAAGCUGGCCGAGCAGUGCAUCGAGGAAAUUCGGUCCAGACUGGUUGUGGCUCCGCAGAAUUUCGUCAUCAAGAUCGUGGACAAAGACGGGGCUCGCGAACACUCGUGGCGCAGGACCACAAAGGAUUGAAGAUGUUUAAAUUAUGUUUGGGUUUUUCGUUUUGUUGUGUUGUUGGGGCUAAAAUUCGAACCUUUGAAGGUUGAUUCGUUAUCGGAUUGUUGAACUGUUAUAUGCUCUGUGGUAAUCGGAAAACUUUGUUGUUGAAGAUUUCAUACGUUUAGUUCUAAAAGUUGAUAACACCCGUACAAGUCUAUUUGC
Cynara cardunculus var. scolymus (artichoke) is the source of this 913-nucleotide messenger RNA. RefSeq names its product proteasome subunit beta type-2-A-like. The record is from RefSeq and is a predicted model, not a curated record. The transcript has 3 exons. Bases 128 to 724 code for a protein of 198 amino acids. Gene Ontology annotation, biological process: proteasomal protein catabolic process. NCBI's taxonomy places the organism in Eukaryota, Viridiplantae, Streptophyta, Magnoliopsida, Asterales, Asteraceae. Gene Ontology annotation, cellular component: proteasome core complex, beta-subunit complex; cytosol; proteasome core complex. Gene Ontology annotation, molecular function: peptidase activity.